Molecule: messenger RNA, 1587 nt
Organism: Parnassius mnemosyne (clouded apollo)
Lineage: Eukaryota; Metazoa; Arthropoda; Insecta; Lepidoptera; Papilionidae
Source: the annotation of a GenBank genome assembly
AUGUCGCUCGAGGAAAUAAUAGAACAAAUGAAUUUAAUAAAUGCAUUUAUCUUGGAAAAUAUGACGUUUGAAGAAAAAAGUGAAGAUAAUGAAGAAUUUAUUAACCACUUGCAAACGAUGAAAGAUUGGUUCUCAAGAAUUUCUUAUGUAAACAAGAAAUUAUACUUAUUAGUUCUUUUAGAAGACGUACAGUAUGCGGGGACCUUGUCAUUACUCUUAAAGUCUUUAUGGAAUUGUCGUCUCAAAGAUUCAGUGCUUUCUAUUAGCGGAGUGGUAACACUGAGCAGCUAUGAUCAAGUUCCAAUGGAUCACAACAGAACUGCUGCACCAGUAUCAAUUCUUAGACAAAUUAUGGCAAUUGAUAGGCAAUGGUUUCAUUCCUUACAGUCAGAAAAUCAAGCUAUAGUGUUAAUAGAGUUGCUGACUAUAGCUGGAGGUCCUGUUCUCUGGGAGGUUCUUAAGCGCGCACAAAACAUCUACAAUCGUUACCGUGAAUAUGAGCUACAAAAUUUGAAAGAAUCAGUAAUUGUCGCAAAAAAUCUGACGAACAAAGGCAAAACAUCGAAUCAUAAUUUGAAAAAGGAUCUGUCUCGGCGUAAAAGUGGGGACUCAGGGCAAGCGAUGUUAAAGCCAGUUCCACAAAUGAGCCAAGCGCAAAAGCAGUUGGAAGAAAGUCUCGCUGUUUGGAACUCUACUAUAAAAUCAAUACGUGAUAAUUUAAAAAUAGAAGAAGUAGAGGUUAUUCUCAAUGAUGGCACAACGAAGAAAAUUUGGAAAGUGGACCGGCAAAAGCCAGAAACAAUGGAGACAGUUGACUUUUUGCAACUACUACCAUCGGCUAUAGGCAAGCGAGUUCUAAGUUAUUUACCUUCAACUCAACUCAAUGAAUGUUGUCGCGUCAAUAAGUAUUGGGCAUAUAUUAUCGAUGAACUCAGGGCAGAAGUUAUUGCUAGACAAAAGAUUGACACAGAGCUAGAAAAUCUACGAGAAAUUAUGGCUCAUAAUGACGAAAGUACGGUCUCCUUGGUACAGUCGUAUACGCAAAUAGAAUACUAUAGUUCGCAACCACCAAGUAUGCCGUCAGUUAAAACUAGACACGAUAUGCCUAGCAUACGCGUCAGUCAAAAAUCCGGACGCUCGACCUUCAGACACAGAGAGAAAAUGAACAAGCCCAGGUAUAAAACAUCAAUACCAAUUCGGAACAUGGCUGAACUGAACGCACGCUUGGAAAGACGAGGCGCCGCUGAUGAGAAUAUCUGGAAGUGGUGUGAGAAUGUUCUUAAACUUUAUAAAAGACCGAAUCGAGAAGAGAACGACACAGGAAUGAAGGGUAAACAGUCAACGGGCCACUUAUGUUUUCCGUGCCCUUUGAUGGAGCAAAGUAUAAUUAUUCCGCUCUCUAAGCUACUUGUUAAAGAUCCCACAAAUGUAAAAGUUCCAAUGAAAUCAACGAACGUCAACAUUAAAUUACGUAACGACAUCAACACUUUACAUCAACAGGAUAAUAAACGCUAUAGUCUGUGGAGUAAAGACUUGUCUAGCUUAUAUCCGGUGUCUAAGAUUGCAUCUUAUCAGUCGCCUUUAUAA